AGCCCUGUGCCGCCCGCCGCUGCCGCCCAGAGAGGCUCAAACCGCAAGGAAGCCACAAGGGCUCACGAGGCGGGGGCCUCGGCCUGCGGGGGUUUGGGUCCGGGCGGGCUGCCUGGAGGAAGGCGCUCUGGGGCAGUCCAGAGCGUUGCCGGAGGCAGCAGACGGGAGUCCGGGGUCUGCCCUGCCAUCUGUGAGGCCUGUCUCUGGCCGUCCCCCCCCCACAGCCCCUGACGCCGGAAUCCCGACCAGUGGGCGGGCCGCAGCCUGGAACCCGCCGCCCAGAGUAACCAGGCAAACAGAACUCUGUAGGACUCUGAACCUGUUCUCCGGGUGGGCCGCCAGUGCUCCCACCUGCUGCCCUCCUGGCUUGCCCGGGCCGGGACCCCUGCCUCCCCAUGCAGCACCCCAAACCCUUCUAUGCACCCACAGCUCCCCAAGAAGGCUUCAGCUCCCGGGGCCCAGUUGGCACUGAGGGGCCAGGCAGUCAGCCUCUCCCCACCUGCACGGAGCCUCUUCCUACUGUGGGUUCCUCCAACCUGUAUCAGCCCCUAAACCCGGAGAAAGAGGUGUUUCCAGCCCCUCCGGCAGGUUUCCAGAUGGCACCCUGCGGGUGCUUCUUUGACCCCCGCAUCUACCGAAUCGAGUGGGCCACCACUGACUUCGGCCAGUCGUCCCUGUACAAGCUGACGGCAGUGGGCGGUGGGGGGCCCCCCGGGGGUCCGGCGGGGGGCCCCGCCUCGCCAGGCACCUACCUCCUAGAGCCCCAGCACUACCUCAAAGCCCCAGUGCCGGCCCCACCACCCCCGCCCUACCCGCGUUACCUGCCGGUGCCCGGGGGCCCCCAGUACCUCAUGCCCUACUUCCCCCCCGAGGGGCUGGGGCCGGAGGCUCUGGGCUUUGUGGGGGAAGGGGGGCCCCCCGCCUUCAUGGAGCUGCCCCCAUCCCUGCUCAAGGAAGGCCCAGGGCCGCCCCCACCUGUCCCCAAGGAGAACAAGCUGCCUCCCUUGCUCAUCACGCUUCCCGCUGAGGCCGCGCUGCCCCCCGGCGCCUAUGGCCACCUCAAGGGCAGCCUCAGUCAACUCCACGGGCCCGGUGAGCCCCUGGCCUUCCCCUCCAAGGAGCUGCAGGGCGGUGGGGCUGGGCCGGCCCUGCUGUACCCGCCGGGCCCCGGGAAGCCCAAGGUGGCCGAGGCAGAGGCGGCCCCGCUGGGGGUGGGCGAGGCCAGGGCCCCCGAGGCAGCCAGGGCCUUCGUGCUGCCUGAGAAGGUGCUUCUGGAAGACGCCAUGAAACUCUUCGAUUGCUUGCCGGGCAACGCCGAGCCCGAGGGGUCCCCACGCAAGGCCCCCGGACCGGCCCUGCUGGAUAGCGGGGGCGGCGGAGACGACUCGUCCGGUGACAUCCGCUCGUUGCACCUGCCGGACGAACUGCUGUCCUUUGACUACAGCGUGCCUGAGAUCCUGGACACCGUGUCCAACGUGGACUGCCUUUUCGGCUUCAAGGCGCUUGAUGAGGAGCCGGUGCCCUGCCCAGGGCCCCCCGCCGCCAGCACCGUGGCCCCUGCCUUGCGACCUGAGCUGCCCGGCAGGAGGAAGGCUGGCACCUCGUCCACCAAGAAGGGGAGGCAGGGAGGCAAGGGCAAGCAGGCUGCGGGCCCGGCCAGUGCCGCCCCCUCGGGGCCCAGGCAGGACCUGGGAGCCGGCCCCCAUUAAAAUGGAUUUGACCUCUCG
Neofelis nebulosa (Clouded leopard) is the source of this 1727-nucleotide messenger RNA. RefSeq names its product proline rich 22 (gene PRR22). The record is from RefSeq and is a predicted model, not a curated record. Lineage: Eukaryota; Metazoa; Chordata; Mammalia; Carnivora; Felidae. The coding region runs from base 396 to 1709 and encodes 437 amino acids. The transcript is spliced from 3 exons.